UUCUCUCCUCUGCCGCCAUACCUUCCUCUUCCGCGCUUCUCGUCCAUUUAUGCCUGAGCUCCUCUGCCGCCAUACCUUCCACGUUAUCUGCCCUAGCAGCAGCUUCGCUCCACGCUCCUCGUCCGUUUCUGCCCGCGCUCCUCUGCCGCCAUACCUUCCACGUUAUCUGCCCUAGCAGCAGCUUCGCUCUGCGCUCCUCGUCCGUUUGUGCCUGAGCUCCCAUCCAUGCCGCUGAUGUAAAUUCCGUUACCACUCACAAAGAUAAUGUGGUUGGCCACCCUCUUGAACUUCAAAAACCUCCACCUUAGGCUCAACAAUCUGACUCAACUUCAGAGGGAUGACAUCGUGAGCUUCCUUCGCUUAACAUUGUUCCUAGUGCUUUUGUUAAGAUUCUUGGCUUGCUACCUUUUAGUCAAAUUCAUCCCGAUCAUAUUUAUGAUCAUACACAGUUUUUGGUCUGAUUGCAUUUUGAUCUUCUGAAGAUUUGCUUCAUGUUUUCUCAAAUCUGUCAAGAAAUAUCAAUUUCAUUGAACAUACACGCAUUGUUGGUUGGAAACUGAACCAAAGAGCAAGACCCAUCAUUAUUGACCCUGCUCUUUACUUAUCAAAGAAAUCUGAUUUAGCAUUGACUACUCAACGAAGAACACUUCCGACGUCUUUUAAACUGUUUACUGGCUCAGCUUGGGUUGUACUGACUCGGUCCUUUGUGGAGUAUUGUAUACGGGGAUGGGAUAACUUUCCACGGACUAUGCUAAUGUAUUACACAAAGGCCCAACCUCAUCUGUGGUACCCACCCUGUCCUAUAACAACGUUUGGGAACAACAAAGAAUCUAAGUAAAAGACUAAAGUUAGGGAUUAUUAGACAAACAUAGGUAGUAUAAAUACAAGCAUUGUACAAAAAUCCACAAACCUGAUCCCACAAAUUUGUAAUUACUAGAAUGAUGAGUUCCCCAGUUAAAUAACAACAACAAAACCAAAAAUGUAUAAUAGUAAUAGACUAGCUUAUUAUGAAAGAGAGGGCUUCAACAACCAACCAAACACUAGGAGAGGUAAAAAAAAAGACAUUGGAUAAACAGGAGCACCUCUGGGAGCUCAGCCGUGCAUUAGCCGUUUUAGCAUCAGCAUCUUCAGUGAGCAGGGAACGUGAAGAGUUUUUGAGGCUUGUUAGAAAGGAGGAUGUUGAUGUGACAGAAUGGAAAGGGGACAUUCUGGCAGUGGGUGUUACAGAGAAAGAUUUGGCUAGAGAUGCAAACUCGAAGUUUGAGAAUGUGAUUUUGAGCAAGAUUGACUCAAAGUUGGGUGGCUUAUUAGCUGAAGCCUCUUCUGAAGAGGAUUUCUCUGGCAAAGUUGGUCAGUCAACUGUUCUUAGAAUUACAGGACUUGGAUCAAAGAGGGUUGGAUUGAUUGGUCUUGGUCAGUCACCUUCCACUCCUUCACCUUUUAAGGGUCUUGGCGAUGCCGUUGUGGAGGCUGCCAAGUCUUCUCAAGAAAGCAGUGCUGCUGUCGUUCUUGCCUCUUCUGAAGGACUGUCUGCUCAAUCAAAGCUUAGCACUGCUUAUGCAAUUGCUUCUGGGGCUGUGCUGGGAUUAUUUGAAGAUAAUAGAUACAAGUCAGAAGCAAAGAAAUCAACACUUAGGUCCAUUGAUAUUAUUGGUCUUGGGAUGGGACCUGAACUGGAGAAGAAACUGAAGUACGCAGGAGAUGUUUCUUCCGGAAUUAUCUUUGGAAGGGAGCUUGUAAAUUCUCCUGCUAAUGUGCUCACACCAGGGGUGUUGGCAGAAGAGGCAGCUAAGAUUGCUUCUACCUACAGUGAUGUUUUCACUGCUAAAAUAUUAAAUGCCGAGCAAUGUGCUGAAUUAAAAAUGGGAUCCUAUCUGGGUGUUGCUGCAGCCUCGGAAAAUCCUCCUCAUUUUAUCCAUCUAUGUUACAAACCUCUGAGUGGACCUGUCAAUGUCAAGUUGGCUUUAGUUGGCAAAGGUUUGACUUUUGACAGUGGUGGCUACAACAUCAAGACUGGACCUGGCUGUUCAAUUGAACUCGUGAAAUUUGAUAUGGGUGGUUCAGCAACAGUUUUAGGAACAACGAAAGCUCUUGGUCAAAUCAAACCUCUAGGGGUGGAGGUUCAUUUUAUUGUUGCAGCCUGUGAGAAUAUGAUAAGUGGAACAAGUAUGAGGCCUGGAGAUAUUGUCACAACUUCAAAUGGAAAGACUAUAGAGGUUAACAACACUGAUGCUGAAGGUAGACUUACCCUGGCAGAUGCUCUGGUAUAUGCUUGUAAUCAAGGUGUUGAAAAGAUUAUUGACUUGGCAACCUUGACUGGGGCCUGCGUUGUUGCCCUUGGACCCUCAAUUGCUGGUGUGUUUACACCCAGUGAUGACCUAGCAAAGGAAGUUUUUGAAGCUUCUGAUGUGAGUGGGGAGAAACUAUGGAGGUUGCCAUUAGGGGAAAGUUACUGGGAAACAAUGAAAUCAGGAGUUGCUGACAUGUGAACACUGGUGGUCGACAAGGUGCUGCUAUUGUGGCUGCUCUCUUCUUAAAACAGUUUGUUGAUGAAAAGGUUCAAUGGAUGCACAUUGACAUGGUUGGUCCUAUGUGAAAUGACAAGAAGCGUUCAGCAACAGGAUUUGGCAUUGCUACUUUAGUGGAAAAGCAGCAUAGCUUCUUGUACUAAUUUAUAAAUUUCCAAAAA
Glycine soja is the source of this 2689-nucleotide messenger RNA. RefSeq names its product leucine aminopeptidase 2, chloroplastic-like. Gene Ontology annotation, cellular component: cytoplasm. Gene Ontology annotation, molecular function: metalloaminopeptidase activity; manganese ion binding. The coding region runs from base 1008 to 2489 and encodes 493 amino acids. Lineage: Eukaryota; Viridiplantae; Streptophyta; Magnoliopsida; Fabales; Fabaceae. The transcript is spliced from 17 exons. Gene Ontology annotation, biological process: proteolysis. The record is from RefSeq and is a predicted model, not a curated record.